Messenger RNA from Aethina tumida (small hive beetle), 2213 nucleotides. RefSeq lists its product as uncharacterized. The coding region runs from base 460 to 1890 and encodes 476 amino acids. The record is from RefSeq and is a predicted model, not a curated record. The transcript is spliced from 3 exons. NCBI's taxonomy places the organism in Eukaryota, Metazoa, Arthropoda, Insecta, Coleoptera, Nitidulidae.
CAAACAGAUGGGGCGAAUUAAUAAGUCGGUCCAAAAAGUUGGCGCGUGCGAAUCUCCGGUCCAGCGUCUAUUCAAUCACGAAUAUUUUCGGUCCUAUUAUCUAGUUAAAUAUCAAGGGCGAUUAUUUUCGCCGCAAAGGUUGUGUACAAAACAGAAUUGACACGUUGUUUUCGUUCGAUUUGCACCGGCAUACGUGCAUAAAAUUGUCUUGCCGUCGUCCCCCGUUAAUUAAUUAGGUAACAGUGAAUGCAGCCAUCGGUUCGGGCCCCGGGGCUCAAAUAUUGGCAAAACUUAUUGUCGCAUCUGGUUUAUGGCCGCACAUGUAGUCACGUAUUAGUUCCCAUCAAAUCGACGUACGAAAUUCGUGGGUAAAUUUUUUCGAAAACCGCGCCAAUCGGUCGUAAGCAAAAAGCGACGAAAUGUUAUAAAUAAAUUUUGUGCACACCUCCUGAGUGAAUUAUGGGCUUGCUUCUCUCCGUUUUGGUGGCGUGCGUCGGAUUCGUCGAACUGCUCGACUUCUGCUACAACGUGAGGAGGAACCUGACGCGGGGCAAUCAACUAGACCUGGGCCAGGUUAGGAGGCACUAUGUGGACAGUCUGAACGCCCGUGACGUAGCUAAGGUCAGUCCGGAAACGGUGCCCCGCAUAAGACUGAACAGGGACUGUCUCAGCCACGAGGACAUCGAGAUCGAAAUCAACAAGAAUGUGGUGCAGGACAGAUCGAGGUCCAGCUCACAAAGGCGCUACCUUGUCACCGAGAAAAAGGAGGUGGUCAGGUCGAGGUCGGCGUCGCCGAGACGGUUCGUGGUCUCGGAGGAGCCUCAGGGCUUGCACAGGUCGCAACAUCAGCAGUCCAUCCCCGAGUUUUUGUUCUACGAAAAGGACCACAGGUCCCCGUCACCGCACAAAAGGAUCGUCCUCAAAGGAGACGAAAGCGGCAGAGGUUCACCCCUACCCCUACCCCAACAGUUCAUAGUAACCGAAGAGGUGCUGUCCGAACUACAAAAGCACAACCCCCUAUAUUCGAAACAUGAGAUCGAAAUACACGACGACUUUUACGAUUCCGAAACGGAAAUCGCCUUCCCUUCGAACCCGUCCGAAAUGUUCGUGGAGACUCAAAGGGACGUAAGAGUUUUCCAGUCCACCUCCGCAAGGACGGAACAGCUGCUUACGGCCGAGCGCAACUCCCCGGCCAGAUCCAAGUCACCGUCACCAAUACCAAGGAAAUGUACGGAGGCCUUCAGGCGGUCGCCCUCACCCUUCCCUUCGUUCGACCUGCUGGCUCCCCGUAACAGUAUUUGCACCGAGUUGCUCGACAACCCUCCGGUCAGUGUUUCGGAGGUGGACGAAGAAAUGUACUCGUCCAAGUCACCCAGCCCAGUUAGGGUGAUUGUGACCGAAACGGAACACAACACCACCCAAUUUUGGACCAACCAACUGUUGGUCACAACUCCCAACAAACGCAGAUCCCGAUCCAAGUCCCCCAGGGAUCCCGGUAACAGCUUGGAGCUCCCAAAGCAAUCCAGACAUCGCUCCAAAUCUGAAUCCGAUGGCAGAGACGUUAACUUGGAAAACAACAUCAAAAAGACCUCGUCUCAGUGCCAGGUUUCGGUGGAGGAAAAAACGUCUUACAACUCAAAGUUUUUGAACGAACUGGAUGGUGUCAAAGCUAAGACCAGUAAAAAGGGCAAGAAAAAGUCGAGUCACAACAAACAAGAUAAAGCUGGCACGUCCACGGAGGGCAACACCGAGGAGGUUUUGUCUGAGGCGGCCAAAGAGCUGACCAAAAAGUUGGAAAAAAAGAAAGAGCCUGAAGCAUUUUGGGAUUAUUUUCGGAAUCAUUCUUUGGAACAAUGUGUUGAUCGCCCCAUUUUCUUAAUUGAAAAAUAAGAAUUUCUGGAUCUGGGCCAGGUCUCUCCUUGAUUGACACGUACAUUGCAAAUAUGCCCCAUUCUAUCUAUUUAAAACCCACCAUUCUAGCCUAGAAAAGUCGGUUUGUGACAAAGCUGUUUUUAAACACGUCCGGCUUAAUUAAUAACUGCUCCUUUUGAAAAGUGGAUUUAUUACUGAUAAUGUUUUAAAAUUAAUAUUGAUGUAAUAUUUAUUUAUAUAUGGUUUCCAACAAAGUAGAAAGGCAUGUUAUAAUUUAGAUUAAAACAAGUUAUUCUUGAAACUUAGAUCAUACUCUGUUUUUAUAUUUUGUUCAAUGUUAG